This is a messenger RNA of Triticum aestivum (bread wheat), 2226 nucleotides long. RefSeq names its product scarecrow-like protein 34. The coding region runs from base 1 to 2226 and encodes 741 amino acids. The record is from RefSeq and is a predicted model, not a curated record. NCBI's taxonomy places the organism in Eukaryota, Viridiplantae, Streptophyta, Magnoliopsida, Poales, Poaceae. The transcript has a single exon.
AUGGCGAUUGAACCUCUCCGUGACAAUCUGGACACCAUUGCAGCAACCGACCAACGAUACGACAGUGAUUCCACUUCUCAGCAGCAAUUCACUGUGUACAACUACCAGCUGAGUGGUCCACACGCCACAGUUCUUUCCCCAGCCAACCAAGCAAGCACAUAUGGUGGAGUAACCAGCCUUGGACAAAACCAAGUUCAGAUUGCUGCAGAGGGUAGCCCUGAGCACCGCCGGAUUACAUCAAACUAUGCUCUUCACUGCAUAAGUCAGAUGCUGAUGGAAGACAUUGACGAGGGGGUUGACAUAUGCCAAGAGGAGGCUGCUCUCCAGGUUGCUGAGAAGCCGUUCCGUGACAUUCUUCGACAGGUAUACGCGCCGGCUACUAACUGGCCACCACUGCAUAGCAACAACGAAAAAGACAACCCUGAUAAGAGUGCGAUCAGCUGUUACAAGAGGCUCGGGAGCACUAGCUUCAGUAAUGACUGUUCAAGUUACAGCUUGGUACAGCCCUUAACAACCCCGACGAGUCCAUAUAUCUGCAAUAGGAGUGUUUUUCUACCAAACCAGCCAUUGAUAAGUGUUGGAUGGACUUCCGGAUCUGGCUUCCCUGCCUUGCAUUGUCAGAGAGGUGUCAAGGAGGAAAAGAUAUUUGCUUCAAGUAUUGAUAAGCUGGUGAUAUAUUUAGAGAAUGGCAUACUUUCUAUUUCCAAACUGACUGCAAAUGCAAAAGUAGGAGAGAGGAGCGAAAACACGACCUUUGAGGUGGCAGACCAAAGGGACUGGGAUAUCUUGGAAGGAAGGAGCAAUAAACAUCAUGCCAUCACCACUUGUGCAAUAAUUCGAAAUGAAAAUUUCGACCGAGUUCUGCUAUGCUAUGGUCGUUCCGACCAAAUAAGAAGACUGCGGGAAAGGAUGGCAGGGAAAGGAGACAAUAACUUGCUGAAAGGCCGGAGCAAAGGACGUGCCCAUCAGAAGCUAUGGGCUAGGAAGCGGCCAAGGAAAGAGUUGGUUGAUCUCAGGACUCUCCUCAUCCAUUGUGCACAGGCUGUGGCAGAAGACCACCAGCUAUUGGCCAGUGAACUGAUAUUGAAGAUAAGACAACACUCUUCUGCAGAUGGUGAUUGUACUCAGAGGCUGGCAUUUUAUUUGGUGGACGGCCUCGAGGCACGCUUGGCUGGGAGCGGGAGUCAGAUUUAUCACAACCUCAUGGAGAGGCCAACAAAUACCACAGAUUGGUUAGAGGCUUACAGCCUUUUUCUUGCAGCUUGCCCUUUCAAAAGGGUGUCAUACUACUUUGCCAACCAAACUAUUUUUGAUGUCUCACAAAGGCAACCAAGGGUUCACAUCGUCGAUUUCGGCAUCGGCUUUGGCUUUCAGUGGCCAUUAAUGAUUCAGAGGUUUGCACAGCAAGAAGAGGGAGCCCCUAAGCUUCGGAUCACAGGUAUAGACACUCCCCAGCAAAGUUUGCGCCCCUGCGAAAUGAUCGAGGAGACAGGUAAGCGGUUGGCUGAUUAUGCAAACAUGUUCAAGGUACCAUUUCAGUAUCAGGGCAUUGCCGCUUCAAGAUGGGAGACCAUUAAAAUUGAGGAUCUUAACAUUGCCGAGGAUGAAGUUCUCAUAAUCAACUGCAUAUUCCGGAUGAAGAAUCUUGGUCAUGAAACCGAAGCCAUAAAUGGCGCAAGGAAUGAGCUGCUGAAAACUAUGAGGCGGAUGAACCCAAAGGUUUUUAUUUCUGGCAACGUGAAUGGGUUUCACAGUUCUCCCUUCUUCAUACAACGAUUCAAAGAGGUUAUGCUCCAUUACUCUUCAAUGUUUGACAUACUUGAUGCAAAUGUUCCACGGGAUAAUGAAGCAAGAAAGAUGAUUGAGAGGAUCCUAUUUAGGCGGGAUGCACUUAACAUCAUAGCAUGUGAGGAUGCAGAAAGGACUGAGAGGCCAGAAAGUUACAGGCAGUGGCAAGCAAGGUUCCUCAAGGCUGGGUUCGAGCAGCUUCCUGUCGAUCCAGCCAUCUUAAAGAAAAUAGUUCACAUGAAGAACUCACUUUAUCAUGAGGAAUUCUUUGCUGUUGAAGAUCGCGGUUGGCUGCUACAAGGAUGGAAAGGGAGAGUACUUUAUGCUAUAUCUAAAUGGAAACCUAAUGAAAUAUACGAUGAUCAGUAUGAUCCAAGCGGUUUUUCAAGUGUGCGAACAUGCGUGGGCAACUUCCCGCCUCGGUAUCUACUUGCAUGA